Labeo rohita (rohu) is the source of this 874-nucleotide messenger RNA. RefSeq lists its product as uncharacterized. The transcript has 4 exons. The record is from RefSeq and is a predicted model, not a curated record. NCBI's taxonomy places the organism in Eukaryota, Metazoa, Chordata, Actinopteri, Cypriniformes, Cyprinidae. Gene Ontology annotation, cellular component: membrane raft; external side of plasma membrane. Gene Ontology annotation, biological process: interleukin-15-mediated signaling pathway; T cell activation; positive regulation of ERK1 and ERK2 cascade. Bases 149 to 874 code for a protein of 241 amino acids. Gene Ontology annotation, molecular function: MHC class II protein binding; protein tyrosine kinase binding.
CUUUCUUUUAGCAACGUUUUGGCAAGUUGCCUCAUUCCAUAGGAUUCUAUACUGGUUUUAACAUCUCAACUGUAGAAGCUGGAAGCUACAAGCAGGAGAGAAGCUGGUGUUGUUAAACAGAAAGGAAGACUGACGAAAACAACAAAAAAUGGCUGAUAAGUGUCCUUUGUGUCUUCUGGGACUGAUCAUUCUCUGUCUGCAUCUCACAGGUACCAGUAAAGUGAAUGACUUUCAUGUGUUCUGUAGUUCUGGUGAAAAUGUCCAUCUGCCCUGCAAUAAUGCUCUUUCUGACUGCACAUCAACUACUUGGACCUGUGACAGACAUUCAGGGGCAGUUGAACUGAUUACUUUAGGAAUAAAAAAGAAUAACAUAGAGAGACAUGAGAGACUGAGUCUGGGCUCUGACUGCUCUCUGAACAUCAAGAAAGUCACAAAAGAAGAUUAUGGAUCUUACACCUGCCAACAAUAUGUGAAUGGACUACAACAAGGAACUGAUGCACCUUUUUAUCUGCAUGUUCUUGAGGUCUCUUCAUCAUCCUCACAGACCGAGAUCAGCCCAGGCAGCUCUAUGUCUAUUUCCUGUCAGUUGUAUUUAUUUACAGUCUCUUGUGAUACUUUGGUCCGUACUAAGGGAAUUCAGCUGAUCUGGGUGACUCAGGCUGGUGUGAAUCUGCAGACAGACUCCAGAUAUCAGAUAUUAUUCUCCUCAACACACUGUAUCAGCACUCUGACUGCAACACUCCAGAAUGAAGAUCACAACAGAGAGUGGAAAUGUCAGGUUAUUCAGAGAAAUAAAGUGAAGACCUCAGCCACAUAUACCGUUAAGUAUUCAGGCAAGAAAUUAAUAUUUUCUUCAAAUUAUUUCUCUAAAUAA